Messenger RNA from Puntigrus tetrazona (Sumatra barb), 1672 nucleotides. RefSeq names its product HAUS augmin-like complex subunit 8. Lineage: Eukaryota; Metazoa; Chordata; Actinopteri; Cypriniformes; Cyprinidae. Bases 154 to 1236 code for a protein of 360 amino acids. The transcript has 10 exons. The record is from RefSeq and is a predicted model, not a curated record.
AAUUGUGAUGAAAAAUAAACGUUCAGUGCCGCUCCUGCCUGACAGGUGGCGCUGAACGCUGCUCGAAUCCGCGCUUCAAACGACGAGGAAGAAACUCGACAGAGCGCGCGGCGGAAACGACCACGGACAGUAAGAUCUCGCUCCGAGCGAAUAAUGGCAUCCAAAAAGCCGUUAAAUAUACGUAGAGUAGAGAAAACCGCUUCAAGCGACUCAAAAAAUUUAUCCACUGAAAAUGAAGGCAGCGGAAAUAACAGCGGUGCGGAGGAGGAAACCAAAGGCACGUUUGUGAAGCCUAGAUUCAUGCAAACUGAAACAAAGGCUCCUACAAAGGGCAGUGUACAGCAGCAGUCAGUGCUGAUGCCACCCAGACCGUCCUCUCCCAGAGCGAGCAACCCGCGAAAGCCAAGGGAAGGCAUACAUCCGAGACGAACAAUAAGCUCUUUAGCAGAUAAUGACUCUGCAUUGGUCGCAAGCAUUCUGGAGUCCUCAAAUGUGGGAGGAAGUGUCUUUCAGUCGACUGUUUUGGAUGGUCACUGCAUUCGUCCAGAUUUUGAUGUCUCUGUCAUUAAUGAUAAAGUUGCACAGCCAAACACAGUGGACCCUGAUAACGAGGAAAGGGACAUAGCGACGGAGACCUUUAUUUUGGCUUUCCUCACUGCUAAGAUUGAGCACAACACCGAAAAAUGUAGAGAGGAGGCUGAGAGGAACAUUCUGGCUGUGAUGGAGAAAGAGCAGCAGUUAUCCGCUCAAGUUAGUCGCAAGAAACGCCAGUAUCUGCUGCUGGAAAAGCAGAAACAGCUGAACAGUCUACUGGACUUACAGAUCGAGGCUUUAGGUCCCGUUGCUGCUGAAGUAAACACAUUUGCAGAGGACUACGAGUCUUUUGCCUCCGCCAUUGAUGCCACGAGACACAAGCUUCCUGUGAAGAACGUGGACGCUGGAGAGGACGCAGACCAGUUUUUAGAAAAGGCUGUUGAAUCUCUGAAUCGGAGUGAGCGUGUCUUGCAACGUUAUACUGAAGACGUUUCCACUGAUUGUGAGGCUUCAAAACGCUGUCUCAAAGAGAUGGAAGACACGGCUAAUGAAAUCAGCCAACAGGUGACGAGGACUUUUUCUGAUCUUCUAGAGGUGUCCUCGCUUGUAAGCCGAGAGACGGUUUUGAUCAAGCAGUCACUGGAGGAAGAAGAGAUCGGACCGAGCACAGCCCAGGCUCUCUUCUGUCCCUCUGCGCUCUGAUACAUGAUCACAUCUGUUUACAGUUUAAUAGAUAGCGUGUUAAUAAUCAAUGGAUAGUAGGUAUUUAUUUCAAACAUUGUGACUAAUAGCUAUGUGUUCGAUCAGCCCGGUCGUGCAGUGUAUUUAAUAAAACAACAACCAUAUUAAUUCAUGUGUGUUAUAAUUAGUUUGUUUAAAUUAAAAGAAGAGCCCAAACAGUAUGUAUCUGUGUAUGUAGAUAGAGAAGCAUGUGAUACUGUAUUCAUAUUCUGUUAAUAACUGUCUUGCCCAGUGUUCAUUUGCACAUUUCUACAUUGGACAAAAAAACAAGCAAAACCGUUUUCAGUCAUGAAAACAUGAAAGGUCCCAUGUUCAAAAAAAGUAGAUUUUAUUAUUAUAAUUUAUUAACGGUGAUUUGAUUAAAUGUUCUUAACAUAAUAAAUCUAAGAGAACCCUU